This is a messenger RNA of Sceloporus undulatus (fence lizard), 3867 nucleotides long. RefSeq names its product HECT domain and ankyrin repeat containing E3 ubiquitin protein ligase 1 (gene HACE1). The record is from RefSeq and is a predicted model, not a curated record. The transcript is spliced from 24 exons. Gene Ontology annotation, cellular component: nucleus. Gene Ontology annotation, molecular function: protein binding; ubiquitin-protein transferase activity. Gene Ontology annotation, biological process: proteasome-mediated ubiquitin-dependent protein catabolic process; positive regulation of protein catabolic process; protein polyubiquitination. Lineage: Eukaryota; Metazoa; Chordata; Lepidosauria; Squamata; Phrynosomatidae. Bases 150 to 2882 code for a protein of 910 amino acids.
CUGCGCAUGCGUGGCGCGAGCGAGCCUUCCCUGGCGGUUGAGGGGACCCUGGUGGAGUUGAGGGGGCUUCAGUGGCCGCCCUCCGUCGGGGAUGGGCUGACGGCGGCUCCCCUCGCUCCGCCCCUCGGCCCCUGCCCCGCUGAUGGAGGAUGGAGAGAGCCAUGGAGCAGCUCAACCGCCUCACCCGCUCCCUCCGCCGCGCCCGCACCGUCGAGCUGCCCGAGGACAAUGAAACUGCUGUCUACACUUUAAUGCCAAUGGUAAUGGCUGACCAACAUAGAUCUGUUUCUGAGUUGCUAUCAAAUUCAAAGUUCAAUGUCAAUUAUGCAUUUGGACGUGUGAAAAGGAGCUUGCUUCAUAUUGCUGCUAACUGUGGAUCAGUUGAAUGUCUAGUUCUGCUGUUAAAGAAAGGUGCAAACCCCAACUAUCAAGACAUUUCAGGUUGCACUCCACUUCAUUUGGCUGCUAGAAAUGGCCAGAAGAAAUGCAUGAGCAAGUUACUAGAAUAUAGUGCCGAUGUCAACAUUUGCAAUAAUGAGGGGCUGACAGCAAUUCAUUGGCUUGCUGUUAAUGGCCGAACAGAAUUGCUUCAUGAUCUUGUACAACAUGUUACAAACGUAGAUGUUGAAGAUGCAAUGGGGCAGACAGCACUUCAUGUGGCAUGCCAAAAUGGUCACAAGACGACAGUUCAGUGUCUUUUAGACAGUGGUGCAGAUAUUAAUCGGCCUAAUGUUUCAGGAGCAACUCCACUCUACUUUGCUUGCAGCCAUGGCCAAAGAGACACCGCACAGAUCCUUUUGUUGAGAGGGGCCAAGUAUUUGCCAGACAAAAAUGGAGUUACUCCACUUGAUCUCUGUGUACAGGGUGGCUAUGGAGAAACUUGUGAAGUUCUAAUACAGCAUCAUCCUAGACUUUUCCAAACAAUUAUUCAAAUGACACAAAAUGAAGAUCUCAGAGAAAAUAUGUUACGGCAAGUCUUAGAACACUUGUCUCAGCAGAAUGAAAACCAAUACCUUAAAAUCUUGACGAGCCUUGCUGAGGUGGCCACAACAAAUGGCCAUAAACUACUCAGCUUGUCAAGUAAUUACGAAGCUCAAAUGAAGAGUCUAUUGAGGAUUGUGAGGAUUUUUUGUCAUGUCUUUCGCCUUGGCCCAUCCACACCCAGUAAUGGAAAUGAUAUGGGCUACAAUGGAAAUAAAACUCCAAGAAGUCAAGUGUUCAAGCCUCUGGAAUUGCUCUGGCACUCAUUAGAUGAAUGGUUAGCUCUAAUAUCAGUGGAACUGAUGAAUAAUAAAAGAAACUCAUCCAAUAUCACUUCCAUCUUACUGAAGCAGAAGGGACCAGAUCAGUAUGAGAGUACUCCUGCGCACAUCUUUAAUGUAGCUCCAUCUGAGAAGACCGGAACUCUGUCUCCAGAUGUAGCAGAGUCUAAAGUGUAUGAAGUUGGUAGCACACAAGAAGCAUACGGAGAUUGCCAGGAUGUUAUUUCAGUAACAGCAAACCGGCUCAGUGCAGUCAUUCAAGCUUUUUAUAUGUGUUGUUCCUGUCAGAUGCCUCAGGGAAUGACAUCUCCUCGCUUCAUAGAAUUUGUGUGCAAACACGACAAUGUUCUUAAAUGCUUUGUAAACCGAAAUCCAAAGAUUAUAUUUGAUCACUUCCACUUUCUUCUUGAAUGUCCUGAGCUCAUGUCCAGAUUCAUGCACAUCAUAAAAUCACAACCUUUCAAAGAUCGCUGUGAAUGGUUUUAUGAGCACUUGCAUUCUGGACAACUAGACUCAGACAUGGUUCAUAGGCCAGUCAAUGAAAAUGACAUUCUGUUGGUCCACAGAGAUUCUAUUUUUAGGAGCAGCUGUGAAGUUGUGUCUAAAGCAAAUUGUGCGAAGCUGAAACAGGGAAUUGCUGUGCGUUUCCAUGGCGAAGAAGGCAUGGGUCAAGGUGUGGUACGUGAAUGGUUUGAUAUACUGUCCAAUGAGAUAGUUAACCCAGAUUAUGCUCUCUUCACUCAGUCAGCUGACGGAACCACUUUCCAACCGAAUAGCAACUCCUCGGUAAAUCCUGAUCACUUGAAUUACUUUAGAUUUGCUGGGCAAAUCUUAGGUUUAGCCCUGAAUCACAGGCAACUGGUCAAUAUUUACUUUACAAGGUCAUUCUACAAGCAUAUUCUUGGCAUUCCUGUAAACUAUCAGGAUGUGGCAUCUAUUGAUCCAGAAUAUGGGAAGAACUUGCAGUGGAUUCUAGAUAAUGAUAUCAGUGACCUGGGGCUAGAGCUGACCUUCUCUGUUGAGACAGAUGUAUUUGGAGCGAUGGAAGAAGUGCCUUUGAAACCAGGGGGUGCAAGUAUACUUGUCACACAGGAAAACAAAGCGGAAUAUGUACAACUUGUUACUGAACUUCGAAUGACAAGAGCCAUUCAGCCACAGAUAAAUGCUUUUCUGCAAGGCUUCCAUAUGUUCAUUCCACCAUCUCUGAUACAACUAUUUGAUGAGUAUGAACUGGAACUGCUGCUUUCAGGCAUGCCGGAAAUUGAUGUGAGUGAUUGGACGAAAAAUACAGAAUACACAAGUGGUUAUGAAAAAGAUGACCCAGUUAUUCAGUGGUUUUGGGAAGUUGUAGAAGAAUUAACUCAGGAAGAACGGGUGUUGCUGUUACAGUUUGUCACAGGCAGUUCCAGAGUACCACAUGGUGGCUUUGCCCAUAUAAUGGGUGGUAGUGGAUUGCAAAAUUUUACAAUUGCUGCUGUGCCAUAUACACCGAACCUUCUGCCUACAUCAAGCACAUGCAUCAACAUGCUGAAGCUCCCUGAGUAUCCAAACAAAGAGACCCUUAAGGACAGGCUUCUUGUGGCAUUACAUUGUGGCAGCUAUGGUUAUACAAUGGCAUAAUGAAGACAGAUGAUGCCUCUGGUUACUGAUGUGCAAUUCAGAGCAGCAUAAGUAAUUUAGUAACCUGUCAAUAGAAGGGUGCUGAUGACUGGAAAACAGUCUUGAUUUUGCAAUCCACAGGUAGGGUUCAUUUCCACAAGUUGCAAAGGACACAACCAUUUCUUCUUCUCAUAUGUCAUCCUGAGUUUGAGACAUUGUUCCUUGGUACGAAUUAAAAGUACAUUGUUCCUGUUUCAUGGUAUGAAUUAAAAGUACAUUGCUUUAAAAUGAUAGUCCUGUAUUAAAAAUUGCAUUCAUCUGUCUCCCUCUUAUUAGAGGUCCCCCACUUUGAAAUAUGACUCUAAUUCCACUCCACUUGCCUUUCCACUCAAAGACCAUUUACUGCUAAUGAAGACUCCAGUCCAACACAAUGGAUCAUAUGAUGGGUCAAGGUUUUUCAGGACAUGACCACAAGGAACUUUGAAUGCUGCCUCUGAAUUGCUAGUUUGUUUGAUUUAUAUGUAUGUGAACUGCUUGUCCUAUGGCCUUGCCUAUAGACACAAUUAAACAGACUAUUAAUUAACCACUGUAAAUUAAUCCAGUCAUUUCCAUUGAAGAAAUGAGGCAAGUUGGGAAUUGAUGUGAGGUUGCAGCCAUGUAUCUUAUUGCAUGCAAUAAGUGGGGUUUAUUUAUUUAUUUUUCUCUCCAAGCCAUUGUAUAAAGUUUGAAAUAAGUAUACAAAAUGCCAGAUGUGAUGUAUUUUUCCCAUUUAAUUUUAACAGAAAAAUGACAAAAGAGUUUUUUAAAAGCUUUAUAGUAUUUUAAUAUCUGCCUAAACAUUUUAAAAAGUUUAUUCCUUAGUUGAAUACUGGGGAAAAAUAAGAUAAUUUGUAUUAUAAAUUUCAUAUGUGUGAUCUGUUCAAACACCACUGAAGUGUUUGUGACUUCACAGUCCUUCAAAGUUUGUAUAUAUUUUAGAGGAAUAAAUCCUUUUAUUUGGGAUAUA